AUGCUACCACUCCACCUGCUGCUACUGCUGCUGCUGCCGCUCGUCUUCGGGAAGCAGUGUGCUCACUACUCCCAAGAAGUUUUGACCUCUCGUCUUGAGUCGCAUGUUUUGAAGUGCCUCGGACCGGUUACUUCACCUUCUGUGAUCUCGACGCUGACCGAGCGCUUCAUCGCUAAUGACUUCGACCGCCACCAGCCGCUAGCACUCAUGCUUUUCUCUAAUUCUAGCGAUCUUUUGCACUCUCUAGUUGGUGCCGUGGCCUCUUCACUUUUUGGUGCUUCUCGAUCUUUGCAUACAGUGCAGAGCGUUGACUUUCAGGAGCUGCUCAAGCCCUCGCGAACAUCCAACUACGACAUCAAGCAAAGGCUGCGCAUCGCUCUGGUCACACCACUCCACGCGUGCCCCGAUCGUAAUCUCUUCGUCUUUGAUAAUGUGCAGGUACUGGAUGAUACCGCUUUGCCAGUGUUGGACGUGUUUCUGGACCCUCUUAAUGGCAAACGCGCCCAGUUCCAGCACUUUGUAGAGGGUAAAGCCAGCCGAGUCUUUGACUGUACCAAUUCGGUGUUCCUGUUCCUUUACAAAGUCACAGCUAGCCAUUUUCAAUUCAGUGAUGAAAAGAAUAGUAUGAUGUCGUCCAAGUACUGGCGCGAGUAUUUGAUGCAGCAAUGGACACGUUCUGAAGGAAUAAUCGAAGAGUUUACACCCCAGGCCUUCGUUGGAAGAUUAACUGACGCAGUGGCGGUGUUUCUACCCGAAGGAGACAAUAGUAUUGAUGCCACAUACGACCAGUUUAGGCAGUCUCAUGAAUGGCGUCAAAUGUGCAAGCUACUGUUACACGAAGUCGAAGACCGAGCUAUCGGCCCCACAAAAGCUUCCACAACUGCUGCAUUAGCUGCGAUUGCUGACACUAUUGCUGCUGCGGCUCCCAUGAUUCCUGGAGCAAUCGCAAUGAUCGCAAUCCCAGCUUUUUUGCUAGUACUUACACGUGCGAAGCGCUGGAACGGAGAAAUAAGAAAGCUGAAAAAACGGGGUGCUAUUCACAGACGCAGUAGCGACAGCAACAAUGCUCGGCGUAAAAAGAAAAAGAUGCGGAAGCGAUGGGAAAAAAACAGUUUGUAG
Messenger RNA from Peronospora farinosa, 1119 nucleotides. The record is from the annotation of a GenBank genome assembly. NCBI's taxonomy places the organism in Eukaryota, Oomycota, Peronosporomycetes, Peronosporales, Peronosporaceae.